AUGUCAACAGGUGUAGAUAUUUGCAGCUUUUGUCUAGGAGGUGAAACUGAUAUUCCACCCUUUGGAAGUUUGCGUGAUGCAGAAGAUUUGGUCCAUCCAUGUUCAACUUGUUCAUUGACUGCUCAUAGAAAAUGCCUACUUGACUGGUUCAAUUCAUUAUCUUCUGAUAAGUUACAAGUAGUUAACGCUCUGACCCUUACAGAGGGAUCAGUGAGAAGACCCCAUUCGCAUAAUCAUGAUGAAAGUUUUGGAGUCGGUCAACCUCACCAGGAAACAAGAAUUCACAUCAAUAUAUCUUCGCAACAAUUAAACGAAUGGAUUACAAACAUAGCAUCUAGUUUGAGUGGUGGUGUUACUACAGAGAACCUAUCGACGAAUCAUUCACAUAACUCAUCGAAUGGGUUUGUGGUGCUCUUAUUGGCCCCAUGUCCCCAGUGUAAAGAUGAUAUAGUGUUCAGUAUGAGAAGGUCUUUGUUCUUGACAUUUACAACUGCUACAAGGACUCUUAUAACACGGAGUAUUACUUACGGUGGUCUCUUUAUUGGAAUUACUUCUGCUGUUACUGGAGUCGUCUCCAUGGGCUACAUUGGAUUGACAUCUCUUGGUUUGAAAAUGAUGGAUUCUUUAAUUCCAACGCCUUUGCUAUUGAAGAUAUUAACUAGAAACUCGUCAUCUGAAACAGCAUUACCAAAUGCUUCACUAUCUCAAGUUUUGUUUGGAAAUGUUAAUAAUUAUGCAAUUGAUAAUUUAGAACAAGCAUUGUCGAAAGGAUUGAUUGAUCCAUUAAAGUUUUCCCGUAUUCCUGUCUUGCCAAUAGUACUCUACCGGAUGCGUUCAUCUUCAAUCAUGGACUGUUUGCUAGGUACUUCAAAGGAUAGUUCUUUUAACAACUGGCUUACCGAAUUUAUGAUAAGUGGGUAUAUUUCAUCUUUAGGUAAUCAUGAAUUAAUCAAGUCCAUAACUAGAAACCUUCAAAAUCUGGUUCUGAGAAUUUUGCAGAACCCAAGGUCUAUAUCUCAGGGUUUGGGGAUUUUAAAUGGUAUUAACUUGUGGAAGGCAAAUAACAUGAUAUCUAUGGUAGUACCUUUGAGGUGGGUGUACGAUUUAUUCUUUAGAAUAACUUUAAAUAGACUCCAUUUCAAAGUUGCUAUGAGUAUAAGGCCUCGUGAUAUAGCAAAUUCGUUAAAUGCAUCUGAAUUAGAUGAGUUAGAAGAAAUUGGUGCCAAUAUCGGAAAAUUAGAAUUUAAAUUCAAAAGUUUCAGAGAUGCAGUUGAUGAUCAAGUGGAGAAAGAAUUCAAGUCAAAAUGUUCUUAUUCAUUUAUAACCACGUUAUCCAAGUUUAUCAAAAAGAAAUUAUUAUAUUACGAACGUUGCUUCAAUUCCAAUCUACAAUUGUCAUAUUCUAAACUUAAGAUUUUGUCGUGGUUGCAUGAAACUAAAGCAUGCAUUAAUAAUGACUACUCGACUGCAUUUUUAUAUAAAUCAAUUACAAUGAGAUUUGUAACAACAGCUUUAUGGCCUAUCGCCAGUUCCAAAUUGGGCAGCAUGAUAUUUAAACUUUUACAAACAAAGAAAUUUGCAGACAUUCCAAAGGAUCAAUUAAUAUUAUUGGGAAAUAUAAUUGGCUUGGUUGCUAUCGUUUUCAUUAAAGAUUGCGUAAACUUAUAUUUAAGUAGAAAGAAGGCUGAACAAAUAUCGAAAAUGUCAGUUUUAUGCAUUGACGUGGAGAGACAUGAUAAUACCAAUGACCAGCACAGUGAUGGCAAUACUAAUGCAAAUGUCAAUGACGACAACAACUGGAUUACAGAAGAUGAAGACGAAUCUGCUCAACGAUUCCCGGGGAGAUAUGUUGAGUGA
Messenger RNA from Debaryomyces fabryi, 1857 nucleotides. RefSeq lists its product as uncharacterized. The coding region runs from base 1 to 1857 and encodes 618 amino acids. NCBI's taxonomy places the organism in Eukaryota, Fungi, Ascomycota, Pichiomycetes, Serinales, Debaryomycetaceae. The transcript has a single exon. The record is from RefSeq and is a predicted model, not a curated record.